AACGGUGAGGUUGCAUGGCUUGAAGUUUUAUGUCCAGUUUCAACCUCUGACAGCUGUUUGAGGCUCCUGCAGCAUGUGGCACCUCCUGCACCACUGGAGACAGACCUUCCCAGAGAGCCCAGCAAUGCCAGCGAUCUCACCACCCAUGGGCAGAGCUGUGCCUGGCCCUUCAGAGCUCACUCUCCCUACAGCUUUGGGAAAGAUUAACUUCAGCCUCUAUUCACAAAAAGAUUGGGCCAACUCCAUGGGGUUAAAGUGACUAUUAAAGUGACUAUUGUCUCUUCUUUGCAGGACCUGAAGCAAGGCGUAUUCCAGUAUGUUGAAGCUGUGUGGAGUUCAGUUUCUGCUUGUCAUUCAUUCGGCUAUGUGCCAGUACUUGGGGGACCUGCAUGUAACUGGGCCUCUGAAGGACAUGAAUUUCUCUGUUCCAGAAGGAGGGGGAGUGCGCUUCAUCUACCAGUUCACAUCUGAGGUGCCUGCUGUGAGUUUCAGAGUGACUGGCGAAACAGAUGGAAUCAUUGACAUUGUGCCAAGGACAGGCAUCCUGUAUCUCAAUGGGUCUCUGGACUGGGAGACCAGACCAGUGCACAGGCUGCAGGUGGAAAGCCUGGAUCAAAAGGGAAACAUAGUGGAAGGUCCAUACACUGUUACAAUAUAUGUGGAGGAUAUCAAUGACAACCCUCCACAAUUUGACCAGAUAAAGUACACUGGAGUAGUGAGGCAGAACUCUCGUCCAGGCAAGCCCUUCAUGUAUGUCCACGCCACUGACCGAGAUGAUCCUACAACUCCCCAUGCACAGCUGACAUACAGCAUUCUCCAUCAUUUUCCCAACCCUUAUGCAGAAAUGCUUUUCCAGAUCAAUAAUGUAACUGGAGCAAUCUCACCAAGUAAGAUGGGCUCUCAUUACUUAGAUCCUCAAAAGCAGGACACCUUCACGCUUGUCGUCACUGUGAAGGACAUGGCAGGAAUGACAAUGAAUGCUUUCACCAGCAGUGCUGAUGUGAUCAUCACUGUGAAGGAGAGCCUGUGGAAAGCUCCCCCCAUCAUCCACAUCCAAGAAAAUUCAACCCAGGUCCACCCUGUCAAUAUCAGCCAGGUGCAGUCAAAUGAGCCAGAUGUAAUUUAUGACCUUUUUGAAAGAGAAAAGCUGCGCAGGCUCCCAUUUUCAGUCGAUCAGAAUGGUGUUAUUUAUGUGACCAAACCAUUGGACAGGGAAGAAAAGGAUACUUAUGAUUUCUUUGUGGUCACAAAAGAUAAGCAGGGAGAGCUGGUGGACAAGCCUCUGCAUGUUUCUGUUAUUGUGGAAGACAUUAAUGACAAUCCCCCUGUGUGCCAGCAGCCCCUCACUGUAAUUGAAGUUCAAGAAAAUGAAGGUGGAGGGAGUAAUAUUGGCACUCUGCUGGCAACGGACAUGGAUGAGGAGAACACUCUUAACUCUCGUCUGCAGUUCAAAAUUGCAAGUCAGGUUCCUGAUGCUCCUGCAAGUAAUCUGUUCUUUAUUCAGCAAGACACUGGGGUUUUGCACUUAACUAGCCGUUCAUUAAACAAGCGCAUUGCAUCCAACUAUUCUUUGAAGGUGCUGGUGACAGAUGCUGUAUUCCAAACGAUCUGUGAUGUGCAAAUACACGUCAUCGACAUCAAUGAUCAGAUUCCCAUCUUUGAAAUAUCAGAUUAUCACCACGUGAAUGUUGCAGAAAAUAUCCCAGUAGGAACAGUGAUAUUGGAAAUCCAAGCUACUGAUAGAGACGAGCCUGCCACAGGGAGCUCCUACAUCAUUUACCAAAUGAAGGAAGGAGAUCCAAACAACACGUUCAUCAUAGAGACAGAUCCUGAAACAAACCGAGGCUUCGUCAAGAUUAAUAAGGCUCUUGAUUUUGAAGCAGCUCCAGUAUACAACCUGGUGAUCAAUGCCACAAACCCUGAACCGCUGGUGCCAGGCGUGCAGUACAACUCGAGCUCCCUUGCCAUUUUUAAAGUUUUCGUAUCAAACGUGGAUGAACCGCCUGUUUUCCACAAGACAGUUUACAAUAAAGAAGUGUCUGAAGAUGUUCCUGUCAAUACUCUGAUCAUAACGGUGGAGGCCUAUGAUCCUGAGGGGGAUACUGUACGAUACUCCUUAGAAGGUGACGUGAGGAAAUGGCUGAGGAUUGAUUCAGCCACCGGGCAGGUAUACACUGCUUCCACUUUGGAUCGAGAACAACAAGAAAUGUACACAGUUGAGGUUGUUGCGUCAGAGCUAAGUAAUGCAGCUCAAAAAUCCAAAACAACCUUGAUACUACACUUAAGUGAUGUGAAUGACAACCCUCCACACUUAGCUAUGGAUUAUCCACCUUUCUUCUGCCACCCACUCAGUGGAGGAGAGAGAGCUUUCAUUCAAGCUGCUGAUGCUGAUGAACAGUGGUAUUAUCCAAAAUUUACUUUUUCUCUUGCGGAUGAUAUGAAUACAAGAAAUAAUUGGGAAAUCUCAAAAGUCAAUGGUACUCAUGCUUACCUCUCCCCAAAACAUGUUGACUUUGAAGAGAAGGUCUAUAAUGUUCCAGUAAUAAUUAAUGACAAUGGACAGCCACCUUUGGAAAUGAAAGUGAAUCUUGAAGUAAACAUCUGCAAGUGUUCAAGUGAAAAGUCAUGUUUUAUCGAAGUACAGCGUGAACACUUCUGGCCAAGUCCCGGCCAGGCAAUUGGGAUUCUGAUUGGGGUCCUGCUUGUCAUUGGUUUAAUUUUAGGGACUGUGUUUUUUCGGAUGAAACACAAACAGAAAAAUGAAAAGAAGAGACAUAAGAAAGAUGUAAGGGAUAAGUCUGAACUCAACAGACUGGCUUAAUGACUGUUUCAUCAAGAGACAAAAAUGCCCUUUGGGUCUGAGCUUUGUAGCUCACAAAGCCCAGAAGUGUACUAUCACAAACUGAGGAUACAAACAUGCAAAAGCAGGCUCCCAGGGUUUUGUCUUCACUUUUGUGAACUAAAAUAGCAUGUUUCACUAAUACUAUUCAGUCAUGAAGCAGAAAACAUACGUACGCUUCAGCAGCAGCCAUUAAUAAGAAUAUCAGCUUUGGCCAAAGUGUUAACUCACGACAACACCAAAUGCUGAGCUCCUGCAAGGAUGAAUACAUGGGACGUUUUUGUGUUGGACCUUCUUUGUGUGGACCUUCUUUGUUUGGCAGCUGAAGUAAAUAUGGACUUCUCAGAGGACUACAUUUUGUCUAACUGCACAUCUUCGGAUCUUUCCAUCUCACUAAGUUACCGAAUAGCAGAAUGGCAAAUAAAGUCCUGUGCUACAUUUGAAGAUGUCCCAUGAAAUUGGAGGAAUCUCUGACUCUCAACAAAGGAGCUUCCAAAUUUACUGUAAUCUGUAAUCUGCCCUGGGUCAUGCCUGCUUACAUUAUGCUAGUGAAUUUGUGCUAACUAGCAAUGUGACAUUUCAGUUUUUCAUUUUUGAUAUCCACAGAAUAUAACCAGUUUGUGAAGCACCGUGGCCUUUCAUUAUCGUUUCCGAGUUAAAAAAGACAUUCUGAGUCAUGUGGAAUUGGGUAAUGUUCUGUUUAUCAUACUGCUGCAAAUAUUGUUCUUGCCCCCUACACAUUAGAUAAGAAUAAAAAAGUUCUUUAAAGGUU
Molecule: messenger RNA, 3611 nt
Organism: Falco peregrinus (peregrine falcon)
Lineage: Eukaryota; Metazoa; Chordata; Aves; Falconiformes; Falconidae
Gene: CDH17
Product: cadherin 17
Exons: 17
Coding region: 317-2821 (834 amino acids)
Biological process (GO): adherens junction organization; cell morphogenesis; multicellular organism development
Cellular component (GO): catenin complex; plasma membrane; adherens junction
Molecular function (GO): calcium ion binding; cadherin binding
Source: RefSeq, a predicted model, not a curated record